Oncorhynchus nerka (sockeye salmon) is the source of this 1602-nucleotide messenger RNA. RefSeq names its product C-X-C motif chemokine 13-like. Gene Ontology annotation, biological process: defense response; immune response; chemotaxis. Gene Ontology annotation, molecular function: chemokine activity. The coding region runs from base 1 to 342 and encodes 113 amino acids. The record is from RefSeq and is a predicted model, not a curated record. NCBI's taxonomy places the organism in Eukaryota, Metazoa, Chordata, Actinopteri, Salmoniformes, Salmonidae. Gene Ontology annotation, cellular component: extracellular region. The transcript is spliced from 4 exons.
AUGCCUUUCAAGACACACUACCUGUUGUAUUCAGUGUCCCUGACUCUCUGCUGGUUCGUGGCUCUUCAAGCUUUCCCCAUGAACGGCUGUGCUGCAUGUCAGAAGUGUCUCUGCAUCCGGACGUCCUCUGCUUUCAUCUCUCCUCGGCUGUUCCACAGGAUAGAGAUCCUACCUCCAGGUGCCCACUGUCGUCAAACAGAGAUCAUCGUUACCAAGAAGGACAAAGCCACCGUCUGUGUGACUCCAGAUGCACGAUGGAUCAACAAAGUCAUUGUCAAGUUACAAAGUACCAACAAGAAGAAGAGAAGUGCAGAACUUCCCAUCUCAACCACCAUUGAGUGAAUUGGAACAGGAAUGUAUCAAGUUGGAGCUAAAUGGAAAUGUGAUACCAAUGUAAUACCAAUGUAAUACCAAUGUGACACCAAUGUGAUACCAAUGUGAUACCAAUGUAAUACCAAUGUGAUACCAAUGUGAUACCAAUGUAAUACCAAUGUAAUACCAAUGUGAUGCCAAUGUGAUACCAAUGUAAUACCAAUGUGAUACCAAUGUGAUACCAAUGUGACACCAAUGUAAUACCAAUGUGAUACCAAUGUGAUACCAAUGUGAUACCAAUGUGACACCAAUGUAAUACCAAUGUGAUACCAAUGUGAUACCAAUGUGAUACCAAUGUGAUGCCAAUGUGACACCAAUGUAAUACCAAUGUGAUACCAAUGUGAUACCAAUGUAAUACCAAUGUAAUACCAAUGUAAUACCAAUGUGAUGCCAAUGUGAUACCAAUGUAAUACCAAUGUGAUACCAAUGUGAUACCAAUGUGACACCAAUGUAAUACCAAUGUGAUACCAAUGUGAUACCAAUGUAAUGCCAAUGUGAUACCAAUGUAAUACCAAUGUGAUACCAAUGUGAUACCAAUAUGAUACCAAUGUGAUACCAAUGUGAUACCAAUGUAAUGCCAAUGUGAUACCAAUGUGAUACCAAUGUGAUACCAAUGUGAUACCAAUGUAAUACCAAUGUGAUACCAAUGUGAUACCAAUGUGAUACCAAUGUGACACCAAUGUGACACCAAUGUGACACCAAUGUGAUACCAAUGUGAUACCAAUGUGAUGCCAAUGUGAUACCAAUGUGAUACCAAUGUGAUGCCAAUGUGAUACCAAUGUGAUACCAAUGUGAUACCAAUGUGAUACCAAUGUGAUGCCAAUGUGAUACCAAUGUAAUACCAAUGUGAUACCAAUGUGAUACCAAUGUAAUACCAAUGUAAUACCAAUGUGAUACCAAUGUGAUACCAAUGUGACACCAAUGUGAUACCAAUGUGACACCAAUGUGAUACCAAUGUAAUACCAAUGUGAUACCAAUGUGAUACCAAUGUGAUACCAAUGUGAUACCAAUGUGACACCAAUGUGAUACCAAUGUGACACCAAUGUGAUACCAAUGUGACACCAAUGUGAUACCAAUGUAAUACCAAUGUGAUACCAAUGUGAUACCAAUGUGAUACCAAUGUAAUACCAAUGUGAUACCAAUGUGAUACCAAUGUGAUACCAAUGUGACACCAAUGGAUUCUAUUAAAAUAUGAUUCCAAUAAAAAGUGAAUUAGUUCAUCUGAAAUGA